AUGUCUAAUACUAAUGACGGAACAUCACCACCCCCGAGUUGGGUAACAGCAGGGGGUGGGGAGAACGCUACUAGGGCUCGAGUACCAGGCUGGAUGGUCAGCGACAGCGGCUCUGGUGGUGAAGGGACUACUACGGCUAAGGGGCAGCACCAGGAUGGGAAAGGGGCAAUGGAUGCCUUCUUACCAAAAUUACGCCAAUUCCUCACUAUAGUGGAUCCAGCCCGGGAGAAGGGCAGUUCGGAUGAAGACCUCCUCGCAGUACUUAGAGACUACGAUACCCCCGAGGGCCUGUUCGCCUCACUCGAUGAGCAGUACAAGGCUGAGUGGCAUCAACACCAGGAUGGGGUUCAACCUGCCUCUCCGGCCCCGUCCCCGGCACCGGUGACAUCUACUGCAUCACCCAAACCCCGGUGUCAAUACGGCAAUAAGUGUUAUAGGAAGAACCCACAGCACAUGAGGGACUUUGACCACAGUCACAGUCCUCUGCUGCCGAGCCAGAGUGGUGAGGAUGCGGUCACUAUAUCACCUCAUAAGAAGAGGAAGCGCAAGCGGGAGAAGGACAGUCCAGAGGAGUCUGGGGAGAGCAGUGACCUCUCCUCGUUUAUAGUGCCGGAUGAUGUAACCGACUCCCCUGAGCGUAAUGAUGAUGAUCCUGACUAUACCCCCGACACCAGCGGCAGGGACUCCCCUUCCCCCCCAGGGCCAGCACGGCCAGUGUGUAUGUACGAUGACCCCCGUCGUGAUAGUCGAGGAAGCUUCGGCAGCCGGGCCAAGCCUUCCAUAAAGCUCUUCGUAGGCUCAAUACCCUUCAGCAUCACCGAGGCUGAUCUUGAACCACUCUUCACACCCUACGGGGAAGUAGUAGAGCUAGUGAUACAACGACAGUCAGACGGGCGUAGUAAAGGAUGCGCUUGGCUGAGAUAUGCUACGAAGGCAGAGUGCGAUGCCUGCAUCAAGGCUCUGCAUAACACGUACCAGUGGCGUACGGGUAGUACGUGGAGUUUGAUGCAAGUGCGGUAUGCUAUAGGGGAACUCGAUGGGUAUCAUAAUAAGCUCUUCGUGGGGGGUAUACCAGCCUACUUGGACGAUGGUGCCCUCACAGCCUCUUUCUCAACUACGUAUGGGCCUGUGAGGGAGCUUGUGAGUCUACGCCGGGGGCCAGGACAGAGCACGAAUGCUGUGAUGGUGAGGUUCCUCCGAAGGGAGAGUGUUAACAAGCUCCUUGCGGACUCUAGAAGACGCCAGAUCUACCUUUGUGGAGUCUACUGCCCUGCGGUUCGAGUUUCCUAUGCUCACUACAAUCGGCAUGGGGACCGCGUAUUCUCUACUAAGGCUACUGCUGAGGAUAAUGUUCUGCAAGAAGGAGAAGGAGUACCCUCACAGAGGCGAGUUCCACCACAGUCUUCUACAAUGGGAUACCCUCCUGCCCUACAGGGCCCUCCAUCGCAGUUACAGUCCUCCCACCCCACCAUGUACUACGUGCCUAGCGACCCUGUUGGGAGGCAUCUCUCUAUAGGGAACAUACCGUCCUACAAAAGCUUCUCCGAUGUGACUGAUCUCCUCACACCGUAUGGUUCGAUUCUACACAUCACUGCUGUUGAUGAUGAGGAUGCUGAUCAUGGUACUAUGACAGUAUCAGCAGUGAUGGCAUCGGAUGCUGAGGCGAGUGCUGCCGAGGCGGCAUUGAAUGGUUAUGUAUUCCCGGACGACGAAGCACAGCUUCCCUUGAACGUGUCAAGGGUGACACCACCUCAAGAGUGGUCUCCGGCUCAUUACUCCUACUACCCUUCACCAACGACCGAUACCAUCCCUGGCAGUAUAGCAAUGACCAAGAUAAUGGCUGGCCUCCUCAAAGCACAGGAGACUCUGGCUCGGCAUUCUCCCGUAUACGCUGGUUCCGGCAGCUUCCCUCAGGCCCCCCUGAGGCACCACUGUCACAACUGCUCGGGAGAGUACUGGUUGCCGCCUAUCAUCACUGCAGCAGCAGCUGGACAUAUUCAACUCGCUGCCAAUUUGACAAACUCUGCGAUAGUCUCCCUCCCAGCUGAAUGUAGACAAGCCUCUCGUGACAUCUGA
This is a messenger RNA of Perkinsus marinus ATCC 50983, 2076 nucleotides long. RefSeq lists its product as hypothetical. Bases 1 to 2076 code for a protein of 691 amino acids. Gene Ontology annotation, molecular function: RNA binding. Lineage: Eukaryota; Perkinsozoa; Perkinsida; Perkinsidae. The record is from RefSeq and is a predicted model, not a curated record. The transcript is spliced from 17 exons.